AUGAGAACCGAAGUUUUGACAAGUUAUCACGACCAUCCAACAGCAGCUCAUUUUGGCUCCAGACGAAUAUGGACGAAACUCAAGGAUUGUUGUUAUUGGCCACAGAUGCGUGGAAAAGUUGAAAGUUAUAUUCGAUCAUGCGAAAAAUGUGUCAAGUUUAACAUCAAAAGAACAAAAACACCUGGAAAAUUGAACCCAAUUCCGCCACCAGAAGGACCGCUGGAAUUAGUCGGCAUGGAUUUUUGGGGACCAAUCAGACAAGGAUCCGUCAAUGAAAAUAAAUAUGUAUUGGUCAUAACCGAUUACUUGACAAAAUUUGUCGUAGCGAAGGCGUUACCUAACAAUACAGCACAAACAACUGCCCAAACAUUUGUCGAAGAAUUCAUUUUCAACUUUGGUGUACCAAAUCGGCUCAUUAUCGAUCAAGGUGUCCACUUUAAUAAUGAAUUAAUGAAAAAUGUGGCAGAAUUGAUAGGUUUCGACCACAUUAAAGCAAUACCGUACUAUCCACAGACGAAUGGUCAAGUCGAGCGAUUCAAUGCAACAUUUCGACCGCAACUAGCAAAGUUACAAGACGAGAAUUUGAACAAUUGGGAUGAAUAUUUACCAGCUGUUGUUUACGUAUACAAUACUGGACAACAUGCUACAACCGGGUAUUCACUAUUUCAGUUGAUGUUUGACCGAGAACCAACAUUGCCACUAGCCCAAAAACAGCCAACAUUCACACUGACAAAAUCAAAUCACUACUGGCCCAGAAUGAUGUGGUCAUUAAAAAUGUAUUAUCAAGCGGCACGACAAAACAUUCAAAUUCAGCGACAAGUAACAAAAGCACGAUUCGACUUGAACCGCUCCGAUCCAAUCUAUAAAGCAAAUGACUCAUUGUUAUGGCGAAAACCUAGUCAUAUUUCAAAAUUCGAAGAACGUUACUCGGGUACGCAUAGUAUCAUUCAAGAACACCCCCCGAGCUACAUCAUACAAGAUGGACAAACAGCGAUUUAA
Didymodactylos carnosus is the source of this 999-nucleotide messenger RNA. The record is from the annotation of a GenBank genome assembly. Lineage: Eukaryota; Metazoa; Rotifera; Eurotatoria; Philodinida; Philodinidae.